AUGAGUUGGCCUUUCCGUCGUGAUUCGCAUACGCCGAAGCACGUUUGGACUGCGCAAGAUCGUGAGCUUCUAGCUGUCUUACACAGGGUCUAUGAUAUUUCGUCUACGGACGUGACUAUUCUUUUCAAUUGCAUCAACAAGGAUCACCUUCGUCAACAAGGCUUCGCUCGUGGCCUGAAGACGACAACGAUAGCCGCGCAGUUAGGAGACCAAAAAAGAAAUGAUCGCGGAGGAAUCUUUAACUCCAUCCAAUCACUGACCCAAGCCGUCCUUGUCCGGAAGUAUCAGGGAUUGAUGUCGAGCAUUGAAAUCGCCGCCCGCGAUAAUGGAGUUUAUCUGAAGCGUAAAGAUAUCAAGACAGAGGCUACCGCGCAAAAGAGCCUUCCAACAGCAAAUAUUCAGGACUGGGAAGACGUCUUGACCGACAACAACACAGAAAUCCGAGACAACAGAAAUGAAAGAUAUUCAGCUUCGAAGAGGACAAGAGGAGUCAGCAUAACAUCAUGCUUUACAGAACCCUCGGCUAGGGCCACAUCAACACCUAGUAGUUUGCUGCUAUCAUCUGACGAGACAGAGUCGACUUUAUCUGAAUCAACGAGGUAUCAGCCUAGUUCAGAUUCCGAAGACGAUCCUUAUCUUCAUCUUGACAACAACGACUUCGAAAGCUCUGCGACCAAACUAAACCCACGAUUGAAAAUUCAAUUUGAUAACAAAGGACGACGUAGACUUUUACGACCUCGACUGUUGUUUCGCGCAUGCAACCCUGACCAUAAUCUAAGAGCACGAGAGUUCUUGACCAGACCUAUUUCUCUACCGCCAAUAGAUGAGCCGACUUUUACUGAAGUGGCCAAUCGACACUUACAUAUCGAGAAUUUCUCAUCGCCAUUCCUGUCAUGGACAGAUAGUCCUCGUCGAGCACUUCAGCUAGCCAUGAAGAGUCGUGAUAGCGACACCCCGCUCCACAUACAUAUAUUGGACUAUAAUGUUUAUGAGGAAGAGCAGGAACGUCGGUAUGGACGGAACAAUGGUAUCUGGUUGGUUCCCGACUUGUGUCGAAAAUAUCGCUUUAAACUACCUGGAGACUACAUAGGGGCAGGUGAAUUUCUCAGCUGGGGUUCAGUUGAAUGCAAGGCAGUUGGUUCGCUGAACAAUACUACAGCCGUGAAGCUGUACGAGCUAAUGCAAGGUCUCCGUGGACUUUCUCAUGAGUCUGGCAUUGCUGUCAGCAAGGUCCUUCAAGAUGUCUCCUCGAAGUAUAGAGAAGUUGUCGCUUACAAACUGCUGAGGGCCUUCAAGGUCAUGAGUAGAAGCCAACGUCCUUCUUCAGCCGAUUUCCAGGCGUUUUCCGAGGGCUUAUAUGGAAUGAACUUGGGCGAAAGCUCAACCGUCGAGGUACGCGUAUCAGCACCGUCAUGUAUCUUGAGAACAAUCACUGUCGAGAUUCCCUCACGCAAGCCUCAAGGUCCAAGUCUCAACCAUACUACGCCUCACCUUGACAUAUCCAAUGAUAAUCUCCAAGGACUUGUUGAUAGGCAACUAUCAAUCGAAUGUCACGCUUUUGGUAUCACGGUGGAGUCCGCGCGGGAAACCACUCCGAAUGCUGGUAAAGCAGCUGAACAGAUUGACGGUCUCUCUCACAUAUAUGACGAGGAGAACAUGAUCAAACAAGAGACGGAGGAUAAGUUCAUGGAGCAACUCAUUGAAUGCGCGACAAAGGAUUUAACUCCCCAGGCUUCGAACCUAGAUUCAGCGUCUGAACCAAUGUCAAUCCGCGAUGUCCCCUCGAGUGCUGCACUGGAACUCGAUACAUUCAAGGAGUCGGAAGACCUUAAGUUGCCGAAGCAUCCAUUGAAAAUUCAACCACACAGACGACCAAGGAAGAAUAUCGACAUCCGAACAGUGUUCAAUCAGACCAAAGCACAGCUUCAGUCUGCGACUACUUCCAAAAUGCCCGUGUUGUCGGGGGACAGGUCAAAAGAAACAACACCUCCUAAAACCUUCAACGACUAUGUAGACACAACAAUCGGCCCUCAGACCACAGCACCUACAUCUCAAGUACGACGGAAGAGGAAUCAACCCUUUUUUGAAAAGGCCGCCGAAGACAAUGAAGCUGCACCAGCCACCACGUUGAACGGACCUCCACAGACCGAUCCGACUACAAGUGAAACUGAAGAAGUUGAUCCGACAGGCGACAGCGCGCGCGCCGAACCUCUCCACAGCACCACAGCGGGUGUCGCAGGCUGGUCUCAAGACGGACUCGGUGCAGAUGUUCACCAAGUCAUCGACGAAGAGCGAGACGACACGGACCUCGAACUCAUCGGUUCUGGAACUGUCCGCCGCUGCCGCCGACGCCGAGUCCGCCGCACGACAACAAACAGACGAAGGACUGUAAUGGAAAUCCGGUCGCGAAGUGUCAGUGAGAGCCUGGGCCUGGGCCUUCGUGACCACAAGAGAAAGAAAGUGAAGACAUGA
Exophiala spinifera is the source of this 2472-nucleotide messenger RNA. RefSeq lists its product as uncharacterized. The coding region runs from base 1 to 2472 and encodes 823 amino acids. Lineage: Eukaryota; Fungi; Ascomycota; Eurotiomycetes; Chaetothyriales; Herpotrichiellaceae. The transcript is spliced from 3 exons. The record is from RefSeq and is a predicted model, not a curated record.